ACGGUUGCGAUCAAUGCAAUCAGUUGUUGCCGGGCUGUUGAACGUAUUAGUGGUGUUCUUCGUUCGCGCUUUUUUAAUUUGAUUGUCGAGACAAGAGCCAAGUUAACUAUCGAAAGAAUAAUACAUUGCAAUUGUACGCAAUUUCUCUGCGUUUCUCGCAUGUGAACUUGACAGUGUAUUUUUUGUUCUGUAUUUUAUCGAAGUUAAUGUUCUCAGAGUGACAGGAUUAAGUGGAAGAAUGUUGGAUCGCGAUACCGCGAUACAUCUCGUCGCCGGAGGAGUGGCUGGGACGACCGGUGCGAUAGUUACCUGCCCUUUAGAAGUGGUUAAAACUCGUUUACAAUCUUCCUCAUCCGGCUUCUAUCCACCCCCGGUGAACAAGGAACUCACUUCGGGUCAUGUAACGUGCAAAAGUUUCCCGAAACCGGAACAGAGGAGAAGACUGUGCACUGGAGGGUAUACAAGGCACGCUUUGGUUGCUCUCUCUCACUUUGGCGCGUCCUCUUCUCCAGGAGGUUCUCCCCAUAGUCACUCCGCGCCUGGUGUAUACCAAUGCAUCAAGUAUAUCGUAAAGAACGAAGGUACUCGUGCCCUGUUCAAAGGAUUGGGCCCCAAUCUCGUAGGAGUCGCACCAUCCAGGGCGAUCUACUUCUGCGCCUACUCGAAAAGCAAAGUCGCGUUUAACGCGAUCUUCCCCCCGGACACCGCUGUUGUGCACGUGUUCUCCGCAUUCUGUGCCGGUUUCGUGGCAUGCACGUUGACAAAUCCUAUUUGGUUCGUGAAGACCAGGCUGCAGCUGGACCAUCGAACAAACAAAAUCACCGCGAUGGGGUGUGUGCAAAGGAUAUAUCGCCAAUCGGGUAUCCUGGGAUUCUACAAAGGCAUUAUAGCCUCCUACGUAGGAAUAAGCGAGACUGUGAUACAUUUUGUGAUCUACGAGGCCGUGAAGGCCUCUUUAGCGACGUACAAGCCCAGCAGCGCAGACAAUCGCAAAACAUUGCGCGAUUUCUUAGAAUUCAUGGCGGCGGGCUCGUUCUCAAAAACGAUCGCCUCCACCAUCGCUUACCCCCAUGAAGUAGCAAGGACAAGACUUAGAGAGGAAGGUACUAAGUACCAGGCUUUCUGGCAGACGUUGAAGACUGUACACGCUGAGGAAGGAUUACACGGUCUAUACCGUGGUCUCGGUACCCACCUAAUUAGACAAAUUCCAAAUACGGCGAUUAUAAUGGCAACAUACGAAGCGGUGGUAUACUUGCUAAGCAGGCACUUUCACGAACAGGCGAUGAACAUGAGCAACGGCAAUGAGUCCAAGUUCUACACAGAACCGAAGGGUAAACGAGAAUUAGCCUAGGACUUACUCACGGCCCCUGAAUAAUGGGCCAACAGCUCGCAUCUUGUGGCGAGUUUUGAAAAAGUUACGUCUGUUUCGAAAAAAAGAAAAUGAACAACAAGAACAACAAUGCCAUUCAAGAGAGCGUCCAGACGUUGGGAGAAGCCAUUCGGACACGCGUUCCCGAACUUGGGGACCAUGAUGGCCAGGUCCAAUUGAACAUAUGGAAGGUAGCAAAAUAGGUAUCACAGCGCUGCUGUGUGGUCUGUAAGCGUAGCAAAAAGUAGUCCUUCCUCCUUUCAGGUAGCGUACGUACGUACGCGAGGAACAGCCUAAACUGUCUGUCUGUACCUUCGUCGACACAUUCAUACACACACACGGAGGCGGGGAUCGUGAAGCUGGAUUAAACGAGUCGGUUACAUAGACUCAGAGUGCGCCGAGAGUAAGAUUAUGUCACCUUCUCGUUACCAUUAAUCUGCUAACUGGCUAACUUUCAUUGUGGAAAAUUGUUUUCAACAAAUAAUCUGUUUUGUUUCUUACAAAUGUAGAUAUAUUUUUAAAAGAUAACAUUAAGAAUUACUAGAAGGUGAAAUAAUUUGAUUUAUCUCUUGAAAAUGUGUAUAAUUAUAAUGUAUCACAGUUAAAUUAUUAAAUUGAAAAUAUUGAUAAUUUUGUCUUUUCCAGUUAACAGGUUAAUGAAAUGAUUGAAUUAUGUUGACUGGCAAUAACAGUAGUGCCAAAAGAUCAAGUUUGGUCUCUAGUUGUUUCUAAAGACUUUUGAAACAUGAGGAAAAAAUUGAAUUUCAAUUGUAGCUUAGAAGAACUCUCUGGCCUAAUUUUGUAUUGAUUAACUAUAAUUAACGUAAUCUAAAAAGAAAAAAAAAUGACCUCUAAGGUUAAAUACUUAAAAUUCAUGGUCCUCGUGUUUCAGUAUGGUAGAAACAACUCAUUUCCAUCUGAUACAGUAUUGCGAUCUUUCUAGAGCAACAUGUACACUUGAUUUAAACCAAAAGUUAUUGUUAAGUAUGGUGUUAGAGACAGGUUGCUCUCGUCGGAUUCUUCGUAUCCAUUUCUACUUUGUUAUUAAUUAUCAAUACAUUAUUCCGGUUAAUGAUUAAAAAAAAGUAUGACUAUUGUCUUGUGCUAUUCUUCCCAACGAAAAAGAAAGUUAGGGAACGAUAUCAUCAUAAAUAUAAAUUUUCAAGACGAUAAGGGUAGACGAUUAUUGUGUUUGCUUCUAUUCAUAUUAGAGUAGGAAGAUUUAUUAUUAUUACUAUUGUUGUCCGUCAUGACAUAAAUCACUUUUCAUUAUUUUUAAAUAAUCUUUUCAUGAAGCGCUUAAACGUCGAAAUUCAACUUUUUCUUUGCGUAGAAAGCCUAUUUAAAUAAAAACAUUUUGCUAUCAAUUACGUUAACAAUAAAAAAAUAAGAAAUUAAAAAUGUAUAUAAAAAUUGGAUAACAGUCUUUUUCUGCAUGUAAAACUUGUAAAACAAUGAAGAGAAAAAAUUUACUAUAUUGAACAUGUCAAAUAUUACCGAUCGACAAUUUCAUAAAAUCAUAUAAUAAUCUAGAAGUUGUGUAUAUAAAACAGUAAAUCACAUUCUAUGUUACAUAUAUUAGUAGAUUUGCGACUGUUUGUAUUUUUUCGAGUAUACUACCGCCUCCAGUCAAGAUAAAAAUGAUAUAGUAAAAAUGUUUCUUCUCUUUCUGCAAUGUUUAGGGGGAAAAACAUUUAUAGCUGCUAUCCUGUUUUUUGAAUCGGUAAUAUCUAUAUAAACUAUGCACUUAGAGAUAUAUUAUGUCGAAAUAUAUUGUUGUUAAGAAUGAUGAUUCGUUGCAGAUGAGAUAAAAUGUUAAAGUCAUAUGUAUAUUAUAUACACACAUAUGUAUAUGUACGUAAGAGAGGAUUAACAAUGUUUUAUUACUGAGAGAUAUUUUAAUGUUCGUAAGUUCGAUUACGUUUGCGAACUAAUACCGUUCAAUAUUAAAAACGGGAGUGUAACGUAGCUUCUUAAUUUUUAUACUUUUCUUGCCUUGAUGUUACGAACUAAGAUUCUAAUUUGUUUCUUAGUUUGUACCGUUUUGUAAGAUGACGAUAAUUCGAUGGCUCAGGUUUUUUGAAAACUAGUCUAAAACUUUUUUCAUAAGUACUAUUUUUGUAUUUGUGUCGAAUCGAUGAGUCAGAGCUAGGAGAAUUGUACGCUAAGAUUGGCACUGAGUAAAUUUGGUUUGUCUCUGUUCGGUUUAUGAUGAUUUCAAUGAUCAGUAAAGAUGAAGAAGCUGUGAUUUUUAAUUUUCAUAUAUUAUCGG
Bombus impatiens (common eastern bumble bee) is the source of this 3641-nucleotide messenger RNA. It is a transcript of the gene Rim2, whose product is annotated as mitochondrial carrier protein Rim2. Lineage: Eukaryota; Metazoa; Arthropoda; Insecta; Hymenoptera; Apidae. The transcript is spliced from 6 exons. Gene Ontology annotation, molecular function: ATP hydrolysis activity; ATP binding; pyrimidine nucleotide transmembrane transporter activity. Bases 239 to 1351 code for a protein of 370 amino acids. Gene Ontology annotation, cellular component: mitochondrion; nucleus; mitochondrial membrane. The record is from RefSeq and is a predicted model, not a curated record. Gene Ontology annotation, biological process: pyrimidine nucleotide import into mitochondrion; mitochondrial transport; reciprocal meiotic recombination.